AAAAGGGUCACCUGCAACUCACGUGCCUUCCGAACGAGAGAAUGGUACAAUCGAAAUUGCUGUUUAUUACGCACACAUUGGGAUAAACCCUCAAAAACCCCAUCAAAAGAACUCAGUCCCAGAAUACCUCACUUCAAAGUCUCUCUCAUGUGAUGCUAACAACAAAAAUGGAGGUUCCAAUCCCCUGCACGCAAAACCCUCUUCUCUUUUCUUCCACACCAAUCAUUAAAAACCCUCAAACCCUCACUUUCUUUCAACUCCCCACGAGGCGCAGGCUCAAAAUAAUAGCUUCUUCUGCCUCUGCCCAUCCCAGUGGGUCUGGCUCCAAUGGCUUCUCUUGGUUCAGCCUGGCUCGCUCUAUCCGGAUCGGGUCCGAGCAGUUCUUGUCCAAAUUCGGGGAGUCGGUUAAGAAGGAAACGGGGUUUGAUUUGGAUGAGGCCAAUCUGAGGGUGGGUGAGUUGGUUGGACGAGUUAAGGAUGGGUUCAGGAAAGGCAACGGUGAGUUCACUCGGUUCAGAACUGAGCUUGUUCCCGAGUUUGUUAGCUGGAACCGGUGGGAGCGUUGGAAGGAUUUCAAGAAUUGGGAGCCCAAACGGAUUACUGCAUUGAUCCUCUAUAUUUUUGUUGCAAUAAUUUCUUGUCAAAAAUUGUAUGCUGUCAUCCAAGCUCCUCAACUAGAUAGAGAAAGAAAACAAUUAACAGAGGCUUAUAUGGAGGCAUUGAUUCCUGAACCCUCUCCUAGUAAUAUGAGAAAGUUUAAGAAGAGUUUAUGGAGGAAGACAACACCCAGAGGCCUCAAAUUGAAGAAGUUCAUUGAAGGACCCAAUGGAAUGCUUAUUCAUGAUAGCUCUUAUGUUGGAGAAAAUGCAUGGGAUGAUGAUCCAGAGCCUUCUAAGGAGAAUGUGAAACAGAUUAUUGACAGUGAUGCGAGAUUAAAUGCAGAAGAAAAGGAGGAGCUAAGAAAAGACUUGGGCAUUCCAAGUGAAGUUCCAGAAAGUAUGGGAACAUGGCGUGAAAGGCUUCAAAAAUGGAAAGCGAUCCUCAGAAAGGAAGAGUUAUCUGAGCAAAUAGCUUCCAUAAAUGCCAAGUAUGUAGUUGAAUUUGACAUGAAAGAGGUGGAAAACAGCCUUCGCAAGGAUGUAGUUGAAAAGGUAACAGAAACACAGGGAACUAGAGCUCUAUGGAUAUCUAAGAGAUGGUGGCGCUAUCGUCCUAAACUUCCUUAUACUUAUUUUCUUCAAAAACUUGAAUCCUCUGAGGUUGCUGCUGUUGUCUUCACAGAGGACUUGAAAAGAUUGUAUGUAACAAUGAAAGAAGGCUUUCCAUUAGAAUAUAUUGUUGAUAUUCCUCUUAAUCCUCACUUAUUUGAGGUUAUCUCAAGUUCUGGAGCUGAAGUAGACCUCCUUCAGAAGCGACAGAUCCAUUACUUUCUGAAAGUUGUGAUUGCACUAGUUCCUGGAAUAUUAAUUUUAUGGCUUAUUAGGGAGUCUGCAAUGCUUCUCCAUGUCACCUCUAAGCGUUUUCUUUACAAAAAAUAUAACCAGCUAUUUGAUAUGGCUUAUGCGGAAAACUUAAUCCUGCCAGUUGGAAAUGUUGGUGAAAUAAAAUCCAUGUCUAAAGAAGUUGUAUUGGGAGGUGAUGUUUGGGAUCUUCUUGAUGAGCUGAUGAUUUAUCUGGGAAAUCCUAUGCAAUACUAUGAAAAAGGCGUUCAGUUUGUUAGGGGUGUUCUUCUCUUUGGACCUCCUGGGACAGGCAAAACACUUUUUGCGCGAACACUAGCAAAAAAAAGUGGGCUGCCUUUUGUUUUUGCUUCUGGUGCGGAGUUUAUGGAUAGUGAAAAAAGUGGUGCAGCUAGGAUCAAUGAGAUGUUUUCUACUGCAAGGAGAAAUGCACCUGCAUUUGUGUUUGUUGAUGAAAUCGAUGCAAUUGCUGGAAGGCAUGCAAGAAAAGAUCCGCGCAGAAGGGCAACAUUUGAAGCUCUCAUUGCUCAGCUUGAUGGGGAGAAGGAAAAAACCGGUGUUGAUCGAUUUUCACUCAAACAAUCAGUGAUAUUCAUCUGUGCUACCAAUAGGCCAGAUGAAUUGGACCUCGAAUUUGUUCGCCCUGGAUGCAUUGAUCGCCGUCUAUACAUUGGUUUGCCGGAUAUGAAGCAACGAGUGCAAAUAUUUGGUGUGCAUAGUGCAGGAAAGCAGCUAGCUGAAGAUGUGAACUUUGAACAGCUUGUAUUUCGCACAGUUGGUUUUUCUGGGGCAGAUAUCCAAAAUCUUGUCAAUGAAGCUGGAAUAAUGUCAGUGAGAAAAGGACAUUCCAAGAUCUUCCAGCAAGAUAUUAUUGAUGUGUUAGAUAAACAAUUGCUUGAAGGUAUGGGUGUACUCCUUACAGAAGAAGAGCAACAAAAAUGUGAAGCAAGUGUAUCUUUUGAAAAGAAGAGAUUUCUGGCUAUUCAUGAAGCUGGUCACAUAGUUUUAGCUCACUUGUUUCCUCAAUUUGAUUGGCAUGCAUUUUCUCAGCUCCUGCCUGGUGGCAAGGAAACUGCAAUAUCUGUAUUCUACCCACGUGAAGAAAUGGUAGACCAAGGUUAUACAACAUUUGGCUACAUGAAAAUGCAAAUGGUGGUAGCUCAUGGUGGGCGUUGUGCUGAACUUGUUGUGUUUGGUGAUGACAUAACUGAUGGUGGAAGGGAUGAUUUGGAAAAGAUAACAAAGAUUGCAAGGGAAAUGGUGAUCAGUCCGCAAAAUGCAAGGUUAGGGCUUACUCAACUAACAAAAAGACUGGGAAUGUUAGAUCGGCAAGAUAGCCCGGAUGGUGAAUUAAUAAAAUAUAGGUGGGAUGACCCUCAUGUAAUUCCUGCCAAUAUGACACUUGAAGUAUCUGAGCUGUUUACUCGAGAGUUGACAAGGUACAUUGAAGAGACGGAAGAGCUUGCAAUAAAUGCUUUGAAAGACAAUAGACACAUACUUGAUAUUAUUGCAAAGGAACUGUUGGAAAAGUCAAGGAUAACAGGAUUGGAAGUUGAAGAGAAAAUGAAGGGACUCUCUCCAGUGAUGUUUGAGGAUUUUGUCAAGCCACUCCAGAUCAACUUGGAUGAGGAGGGACCAUUGCCUCAUAACGAUCGCAUACGAUAUAAACCUCUGGACAUAUAUCCUGCUCCCCUUCACAGAUGUUAAUGGUCCUAGAUUUCGGGGACAAAUCCUGGCAUGUUGGUUGUUGGAUAUCAAGAGGCCAAAAGUCCUGCCCCACCUCCCAAAUUUCCAUAAUCAUAUCUCCUAAACUUGGGAUUUUUAUGGUUGCUUGAGUUAUCAUAUAUAAAGAGCUUUGCUUUGUCCCUCAUGAAAUCUUGCUAAUUAGGAUGUUCAUGGUCAUAAUAUAAUUAUUUUUUCUGAAGUAAGAUCAUUGAAGCUUUCAUAAAUGCUAGAUGAAUUCCAGUUAGAUUUUUCAUCAAUUUGGAACCUAGAUCACUAUAAGUGAGUGGAUGAUCCUGAUAUCCAUCGGCUAGCCAGCUCUAAACAGUUCAUUUCAACUAUUGAAGGAAAUCCAGGAAUGCAGCUGUGCUUCCUCCAAUGAGGCAAGCAAGCAUCAUAUUUACAUGUAUUAUUGUAGUGCAGCUUUGUUGUAAGUCUGUUGUUUAUCUGAAUUGGAAAAGGUAAAUUUUCUGGAAGGUUUUGUCUACUUGCAUUCAGAUUUAGUUGAGAAUCUUAUCCUGUAUAGUGUUUACAUGCAGAAAAAGAAAAUAUGAGAACUUGUAGAAGUCUAGGAUCUUUAAACUUGUUUAAUCCCUUGUUCUAGAACUGAGCCAGUAGCUUGAACACUAUUGUGAACAGUUAAAAACUGAUAUUUUAUAUUCAUGAUAUCUGAUCUUUUAGCUUUAUAAUUAGGAUUGCAUAUAAACAUAUCCGUGGAAGAUGAUUGGCGUAUAUCUAGAUGCAGUUUUGAAAGCAUCAACAAUGCUUUAGAUUACUGUGACGAUGUUCAAACUAAAGCAUUGACUAGGUUAAAGGAACAGCUGAAACGUGAUUUAAAGAUUCCUCAGAAUUGAGAAGAAGCUUUUUCCUAUGUCAUGAAAGCAUGAGAAGACUUUAUUAAAUGGCUUGGUAAAGCAGUUUUUGUCUGGUGAAUUGAUUACUU
Durio zibethinus is the source of this 4125-nucleotide messenger RNA. It is a transcript of the gene FTSH12, whose product is annotated as FTSH protease 12. Lineage: Eukaryota; Viridiplantae; Streptophyta; Magnoliopsida; Malvales; Malvaceae. Gene Ontology annotation, molecular function: ATP binding; metalloendopeptidase activity; ATP hydrolysis activity. The record is from RefSeq and is a predicted model, not a curated record. Gene Ontology annotation, biological process: embryo development ending in seed dormancy; mitochondrial protein processing. Gene Ontology annotation, cellular component: chloroplast thylakoid membrane; m-AAA complex.